Drosophila ananassae is the source of this 2095-nucleotide messenger RNA. RefSeq names its product UDP-glycosyltransferase UGT5. The record is from RefSeq and is a predicted model, not a curated record. Gene Ontology annotation, molecular function: UDP-glycosyltransferase activity. Bases 146 to 1732 code for a protein of 528 amino acids. NCBI's taxonomy places the organism in Eukaryota, Metazoa, Arthropoda, Insecta, Diptera, Drosophilidae. The transcript is spliced from 3 exons.
GAAUUCUAUAGAAUUUUUCGAGUUUGUCGAGAGACGGCGUUCGAAUAGCAGCUCCACGUAAAACGUUCGCCAACAAACAUAAUCGUAUUCCAUAUUUGGAUUAGUCUUAAUUAUAUAGAAUUCAAAGUUUAUAAGACGCAAAACAAUGCAGCUAACAAGUGGCCGGACAGGUUUUCUGGCCCUCUUGGUUCUCGGACUGCUGAGCUGCGUGUCCGCCUACAAUUAUCUGGUGGUGCUCCACACUGCCGCACGCUCCCACUACCACGUGGGAUCCGCCCUGGCCAAGGGACUGGCCGGUGCCGGUCACCAGGUUACCCUCGUUUCGCCCUUUGAACUGAAGAAACCGAUCAAGAAUAUUAAAGAUGUGACAGUGAAGGCUAUUUUAAAAGCAAUGCAGGGCAGUAUGUCCAACCUGUUGGAAUCGUCAAAGGAACCGAUAAUUAAACAGAUUCUUGGAUUCCACAACAUGGGCUUGAAUAUUACGGAAGUGCUAUUGAGUGAUCCCGCCGUGGUUGAGCUGAUGAAAUCUAAUCAGACUUACGAUGCCGUCAUAUCAGAGGUAUUCCUCAACGAAGCGCACUUUGGAUUGGCGGAGCACUUCAAUGCUCCACUGAUAGGGCUGGGAACUUUUGGCGCCAUCAGCUGGAAUACGGAUCUGGUUGGCACUCCUUCACCGCCGUCAUAUAUUCCCCAUGCGCUGCUGAAAUUUAGUGACCAUAUGUCACUCGCCGAGCGAGUCGGAAACCUAGCCUUUGUCACCUACGAGUAUUUGUUUUUGAACUAUUUCUACCUGCCCCAUCAGGAGGCUCUCUACCUCAAGUUCUUCCCCAACAACAAGCAGAAUUUCUACGAAAUGCGAAAGAACACAGCUUUGGUGCUUCUGAACCAGCAUGUUUCCCUUAGUUUUCCACGGCCCUAUUCCCCCAACAUGAUCGAAGUGGGCGGCAUGCACAUCAACAGGAAGAGGCAACCCCUUCCCGAGGACAUUGAAAAGUUCAUUGAAGAGGCCGAACAUGGUGUCAUAUACUUUUCAAUGGGAUCCAACCUUAAGAGCAAGACCCUACCUUUAGAAAAGCGACAGGCUCUCAUCGACACUUUCGCGCAACUGAAGCAGCGCGUUCUAUGGAAGUUUGAGGAUCCAAAUCUACCCGGAAAACCCGAUAAUGUCUUUAUCUCAGAUUGGUUCCCACAGGACGACAUACUGGCCCACGAUAAAGUCCUUGCAUUCAUUACCCAUGGAGGUCUCCUAAGUACUACCGAAUCCAUCUACCACCGCAAACCCUUUGUGGGAAUUCCGAUUUUCGGAGAUCAAUUCUUGAACAUGGCUCGCGCUGAGCAAAAUGGCUAUGGAGUGACCGUGAACUACGAGGAUUUGACAAGCUCUAACCUUUUAUCGGCCAUUAAGCGCCUUUUGAGUGACCCAGAGGCCACCAAGAAGGUGCGUGACAUGUCUGACAGGUAUCGAGAUCAGCUACAAACUCCACUGGAACGAGCUGUUUUCUGGGUGGAGCAUGUGAGUCGGCACAAGGGUGCCAAGUAUCUGAGGAGCGCCUCACAGGAUUUGAACUUUAUCCAGUACCACAAUCUGGAUGCCAUACUGAUCCUCUACGGCGGCAUCCUUUUCGUCCUGUAUUGCCUGUUCAAGCUGAUUGGCUUUAUGUUCCGACUGUUGCAGGAAUUGUUUAUCAAAAAGGAAACUCCGAAGUCGAAGAAAAAAGCAAAGCAGAAUUAAGAGAAAGUCAUAUUUGACUCUUGUACUAGGAAAAGUUUUUGAAACAAUUAUAGAGAUUUUCGUGUAUUUAUUAUUGGUGCUUUGUCCAUUGCUGUAGGGUUUUUGUUAAUAAGUACAAUGUAUUAUAUACAAUAAUAUUUUAAUACAAAUAAUUUUAAACAUAAAUAAAUCAUUGUAAAGAUAAAUUUAAGUAGCUUAUGUAACUUUGGCAUUAACGCGUUUGACGAUUAUAUUUCAGCUAAUACCCAAGUUUAGGAGUGGCUAAAGAAGGUGGCUAAGGAAGGCGAUAAAAAAACCCAUUUCUUUGUAUGGGAGGAAGAUAAGAGCUAUAUGAUCAACAAUUUUGACUUUUUUUAAUCUUGA